Paralichthys olivaceus (Japanese flounder) is the source of this 3681-nucleotide messenger RNA. RefSeq names its product calcium binding protein 39-like (gene cab39l). Lineage: Eukaryota; Metazoa; Chordata; Actinopteri; Pleuronectiformes; Paralichthyidae. The record is from RefSeq and is a predicted model, not a curated record. Gene Ontology annotation, biological process: intracellular signal transduction. Gene Ontology annotation, molecular function: protein serine/threonine kinase activator activity.
AGAUACUGAUGCGUCAAGCUGGCAUGGGUGUGUCGCGCCGCAGCCGGAAGUGACGCGAUGUUCGCUGCGGAGCGAGCGUGUGACAGCAGUCGAGUCAAUAAGACGAAUAUCUCCCGUGAUUAACGCGCAACUGGGACUAUUUGUUCUCGCGUCUACGACCGGCUCCUCCGCAGGUUCCCCCGGCAGCUUCACUUGACUCACGCCGGGUUUACCCCCUCCCUGCUCGGCCAACGGCCCUGGCGUGACGGCCGAAGCCUGCAUUUCGCCCCGGGAGCCUCGGCUGCGCUGCCGCCUGGAAGCGAGUGGAAGACGGUUGACGGACGCCCCCCCCGAGCGAACAGCCUCCCCCCCGUCCUAAGUCGAGUUUGUUUGCGUCAUGCCGCUGUUCGGUAAAUCCCACAAGAAUCCGGCGGAAAUCGUCAAGACCCUGAGGGAAAACCUGGCCGUCCUGAUCAAACAGAAAGGGAAGACCGACAAGGCGUCGGAGGAGGUGAACAAGUGCUUGGUGUCCAUGAAGGAGAUCCUGUGUGGGAGCAACGACAAGGAGCCUCACACUGAGACUGUGGCCCAGCUCGCCCAGGAGCUGUACAACAGCGGCCUGCUGAUUUCGCUGGUGGAGAACCUGCAGGUCAUAGACUUUGAGAGGAAGAAGGAUGUGUGUCAGAUCUUCAACAACAUCCUGAGGAGGCAGAUCGGGACGAGGAGCCCCACAGUCGAAUACCUCUGUUCCCAUCAAGAGGUCCUCUUUACACUGCUGAAAGGGUACGAUACGGCUCAGGUAGCUCUGAACUGUGGGAUCAUGCUGCGGGAGUGCAUCCGCCACGAGCCGCUCGCCAAGAUCGUCCUCCACUCUGAGGAUUUCCACAGUUUCUUCACCUACGUGGAGAUGUCCCCCUUCGACAUUGCCUCCGACGCCUUCGCCACCUUCAAGGAUCUCCUGACAAGACACAAAGUGCUUGUGGCUGACUUCCUCGAACAGAACUACGAUGCUGUGUUUGCAAAUUACGAGAAGCUUCUGCUCUCUGAGAACUAUGUCACCAAGAGGCAGUCACUAAAGCUUCUGGGUGAGCUGUUGUUGGACAGAAAAAACUUCACGGUGAUGACGCGCUACAUCAGCAAACCGGAGAAUCUUAAGCUGAUGAUGAAUCUGCUCAGAGACAAGAGUUCCAACAUCCAGUUUGAGGCCUUCCACGUGUUUAAGGUUUUCGUUGCCAAUCCCAACAAGACGCAGCCCAUCAUCGACAUCCUGCUAAAGAACCAGACCAAGCUCAUCGACUUCCUGAGCAACUUCCAGAAGGACCGUUCCGACGACGAGCUGUUCAACAACGAGAAGACGUACAUAAUCAAACAGAUCAGGGAUCUGAAGAAGACGGCCUCCUAGAGAAGCACCCCUCCUUUCCCCUCGCCCCUCGACUUUUUAUCAAUAGGAAGACUUAGAAAACAAAACACAUUAACAUUAAUGGUUGUUCUAUUUAAACAGAAAAAAAUCUUCAAGACGUUAUUCGUCUUUUUUCUUUUUGUUGGUUCAUUAAAAACGUGUGCAGGAGUAGUUCUCAAUCACUGAUUUUAAUUUUUAAUCCUUUGUUUUUGUUUUUUCAUCUGUAGCAUGUAGUGCCACAGCUUGUGGUGUCAGAGGCAGCUGAUUCGCUUUGUUGGGAGAACCAGCGGUUUACAAAAAAGCUUUGGACAGAAUGGUUGACGAACAAGCAGGUGUGAGUGUUUGUUUUUUUUUCUUUUAAUCACUAGUCGCUGCACCCGCGUUCGUCUCUAAACCGUUGAAAUGAAGUACUUUCAUAUCAGAAGGAUAAUGAAGAAUUUCUACUUUUGUUAUUUAAUUUUUUUUUUUAUUUUAGCUGCGUCAACGUUUCUGGCAAGAAGUCCCCAGAGUGGAACACAUUCUCAGUAACCCCUCAAAGCUUCGUGAGCUAAAGAUGUUACCUUCUGCUCUGUAAAACAGCUCUUUAUUGACCUGCCGAAUCCAACGAUUGCCUAAAAAAGUUUUCUUUCUGAAACUAUAAAGCAUCGUCAGACUGGAAUACAACCCUGGAAUUAAAAAAGUCUUCCAAAAGUUUAUGUUUCAGCUAAUUGGUGAUGACGCUGCAGUACAAAAGCAGAUUUUAGCGGCGAGAAGUGCUUCUCGAGGUCACCAGGACUUGGUGCUUGCGUGCAAAAUAUUUUACAGGAGUUAAAUUAAGCUUUAAAUUUGCCCAAUUUGCAGUUUAAGAGCUUUAAUCGGAGUUUAACAUUUGCUGAUGAACGUGUCUAUUGAGUCAAACAUCAUUCUUCCCCGGCUUUAGAAGAAUUCGCCUGUGCCAAUCUAAUUGACUUAACACGACUGAGAAUCGAGGCGUUCGCAGACGGUUGCUUUUAGUCACCGUCGACCGAAGCUCGCAGAUGAAAAGACACUAAUCGUAAAGCGCAUUUGAACGAGGAGCCUUCUUAAGGUGGUGAUGUCGGGCGGCUAUCGGUACAGCAAGCUUCAAUCAUUUGGAUCACUGGUUCUCUUCGCUGGUGGCUGGUUGCACUUUCUGUAUGAUAAAGAAAAAAUAAUAUGAUGAUCCUGAUGAACCGUUUGUUUUUUUUUCUUAAUCUUGAGCUGAUCACACUGCUUGAUGGCAUUUUUUAUAUAUAUAAAUAUAAAUAUAUAGUUUAGUUUCUUGUCAUGUACAGUCAAUUGUUUGCACAAGUGUCACUGUGGGCGUGAACACGGAGGAGGCACUUUGCUGUGUGGAGGAGAGGAGCUGUAAAGAUUUUAGUUUUCUUUGUGUUCUCGGAUCAGAUGUUGGUGUUUAAGUUGAAACGGGCGAGAAGAUUCAGAGGUGCCUUUUUGUUUUGGUGUGUUUCCCUUCUAUUUAUGUUUCUUUUUUUUUCCCUGUAUCUCUCCAGGGGGAGCUUAAUCAUGUGAAGGAAAAUAUGCUCUGGGUUGAACAUAUUUGUUGCGAUUAAGCAGUGAACCUCUUAACUCACUACGUUUGAGUUACGCUGUCCAAGAAUCAUGUUUAUUCACAGCUGAUCUGUUGCCAUAGUGAGCGGAGUCACUUUUUAAGUUUUGCCCACAUGUGUGAAGUUUGAGCUGCAAAUCUUUUGCUGCAGAGUCGAUCUGUAACUGUGAAAAAUCCACAUAUUGUUCAAGGAGAAAAAAAAAAGAAGCUAAAUUAGCAAGGAUUAAAACGCUACUGUGCAUUUUUUUAUUUUCUAAAAAAGUAAAGUAAAAUUUCGAAUUUAUUUCCUAAUCAAUAUUUGAUGUGCAUUAUCAUGAAGAAUAAAUAAAUAUGUCUUUUAAUUAGGACGUUUAUUAGUAAAUUUCAAACUGAAAUAAAGGCAGUAGAGGUGUAGGGUGACUAACAAUCAGGAACUUGUAAAGUGCCAUUUUUCUUUUUUCCCAUUUGGCAUAAAAAAAAAAAUCCUUGUUCUUUGUUUUGGGUGAAAAAUAAAUACAAUACCAGCUAUUUUUGGAUGUUUAAAAGUUGUGACAGUAUUUAUAUGACAUUGAAUAUAAUGCGUAGAGCAACCAGCUGUACACCAGGCUUAAACUCUUCGUUUUUUUUCCAGUUUUACAGCUAAAACAAUAAAAAAGCACGGUCAAGCAAAUUGUCACGUUAUCUGUCCUCUGAAAGCAGCCACUUUUUUUUCCACACAUGCUACUGUACCACAUUCAGCAAAUAAAAGGAUGGGAAUGCA